GAAAAGUCUCAAUUUUCCUUCAGAAAACACUCGCAGAAGACGUGUACGUUAGCGCUCCCUUUGAAAUAAGAUUUUGGGAAGUGCUGGGCGCAAAAUGGUAAUUGACACAUCGUAACGGAUCGAAUUUUUCGAGAUAUUACUACAAGAGUACAAAAAAAGAUUCACACUGCGAAGCUAACGUUUUCCUGAGAUGUCGAGUUCGAAGAUAACAGUUGAGGUAGCCAUAACUGUGAGAGCCAAAGAUGGAAAGUGCACACGGUUUAAGAACUGGGCAUCCAGUGAGAGUGGUAAAAAAAAAAUUGGCGGCUCCCUAGCAGCAUUCUGUGUAGGUGUCGGAGUUUGGCUGGUCUGUCAUUUCGUAUUUUCUAGCGAUGAAUCAUUUGGCGGACCCUAUAAAAGAGAAGCCAUUGCCACGGAUACACAGCAGUGUUCCGAAAUUGGAAAAGACAUCCUAAACGUUAACGGCUCUGCAGUGGAUGCUGCCAUCGCCGCCAUGUUCUGUUUGGGCGUGGUCAGCAUGCACUCAUCCGGGAUAGGAGGUGGGGGAGUGAUGUUAGUGUACGAUCAACCAAUAAAGAAAGCGACAGUCAUCGAUUUCAGAGAAACUGCUCCAGCUACAGCCGACCGGGAUAUGUUCAAGGGUAAAGAGGAAGAAGCCAAGAAAGGUGGUCGGUCCAUCGCUGUUCCCGGCGAGGUGCGCGGUCAGUUCGAGGCCUGGAAACGACAUGGUCGGUUAGCAUGGAAACGACUUGUUCAACCCGCCAUCGACUUGGCCAAAAAUGGGUUUAAAGCAUCUAAAGCACUGGAUGAUGCGCUAAAAACGACCAAAGGAAUCGAGGAAGAUAUCAGAAAUGACCCUGGUUUAAGUGAACUGCUCCUGGUUGAUAAUAAAAGGCUUGUUAAGAAAGGAGACGUCAUUAAGAAUGAAAAGUACGCAAUGACCCUGGAAAGAGUGCGUGACGAUCCAGAAUCUUUUUACAAUGGAGCACUUGCCAGUGACAUUAUUCGUGAUUUGAAGAAAGUCAAUGGGAUGGUGACUGACAGUGAUUUAAGAGAUUACAGGCCGAUCACGAGAGAUCCAUAUCAGAGAGGACUCUCGGGCAUGAAAAUGUACCUGACCCCACCCCCGACAAGUGGCGCCGUGCUUGGACUCAUCUUGAACAUUUUGCAAGGGUACAAUAUGACGUCGUCAGCCUUUAAAGACAAGAAAUCCUCUGUGCUUACGUAUCACCGAAUCAUUGAAGCCUUUAAGUUCAGUUAUGCAUGGCGCAGUCUGCUUGGAGAUCCGAAGUUCAAUUCAAACAUCGAGAGAAGAGCAUCACAGAUGUUGGAGCCAAAAACAGGCAAUCGCCUACGUAACAAAAUAUGGGAUGACAAGACCCACAAAGAUGUAAGCUAUUACGCGGACUUCUUUUCGAACGCUGAUUACGGUACUACCCACGUGGCUGUUCUGGCCCCAGAUGGUGAUGCAGUUUCCGUGACAUCUACUAUCAACAUGAGGUUCGGUGCUAAAUACCGAUCCACUACCACAGGCAUCAUUUACAACAAUGAGAUGGCAGAUUUUGAUAUUCCUGGUUACGAAGUAGUGGGUGAUAUUUCUCCUUCACCAUUCAAUUUUCCUGCACCUGGCAAGCGACCGUUCUCUUCCAUGUGUCCCACCAUUUUAACCGAUAACGACGGAAAAGUUCAGCUUGUUAUUGGUGCUUCUGGCGGGAAAAUGAUAACCACAGCUGUAUCACUUGUCUUAAUGAACAAACUCUGGUUUGGAGAUGACUUGUCUAAGGCGGUAAACAAACCUCGAUUGCACUCACAAAUGGUGCCUGAUCAGAGAGUAUUUUAUGAAAACAAUAAGGACUAUCGCAUCGACAAGUACGUAAUAGAAGGCUUAGCACAACGAGGUCACAACAUCACUGGCAGUGAUUUGUUUGCUGUGGUGCAGGCGAUUUCCAGGGAACCUGGAGGAAUAUACGCCAAGUCUGACCCGAGAAAGCAUGGUGUACCCGCGGGUCAAUAGAAGUGCGGAAUGUGAUUGGCCCAAUUAACUGGAUAACUGAACUAUUUAACAAAUAGAUUCCAAGUUGCCGUGCGUCUAUUCAGUAAUAGAUCACAGAUGACGUCAAAAUGUGGUAAGAACAACAACAAAAAAGUGGCACACGAGGCACAGCCGAGUGUGUCACUGAUGUUCUUACCACAUUUUGACGUCCUCUGUGAUCUAUUACUGAACAGACGCACGGCAACUCGGAAUCUAUUUGUUUUAUAUAAUAAAGACUUUAAAAAAGUUUUAAUUAUGACGUCAUCUAUACGUCUGUCUUCCAAUAGAUCAUAACUGAGAACCAAUCAGAAUGCGUGCAUAACUGAGCUUAUUAUAUAAUUUAAAAUGGAUAAGUGUUAGCAAAAUAAACUUCGCAUUGCUUCGAA
Pocillopora verrucosa is the source of this 2418-nucleotide messenger RNA. Lineage: Eukaryota; Metazoa; Cnidaria; Anthozoa; Scleractinia; Pocilloporidae. The record is from RefSeq and is a predicted model, not a curated record.